AUCCCCGUCCCGGGCCGCCGCAGCGGGAUGGCGCCGGGGCUGCUGGACCUGGUGCACUUGACAACCUGGGCCGUGUGUGCCGUGAUCAAGCUGCCGCAGCUGGUGGCGGUGCUGAGGGCCGGCUCGGCGUGGGGACUCAGCGUGAGCAGCCUCCUCCUGGAGCUAGCUGGCCUCCUUGUGUUUCUGAGGUACCACAUCUAUUAUGGUUACCCCCUGGAGACGUACCUGGAGUUUCCUGUCGUCAUUGCACAAGAUGUCAUUCUCCUUGGCUGUAUUAUGCAUUUCAGUGGAAAAGUGAGACGAGCUUGUUUCUAUGCACUCGUAUAUUGGGUGGGCUGGUAUAUGAUAACACUGCAGAAGUGGAUAAUAGAUCUGGCCAUGAAUCUGUGCACACUCGUCAGUGCAGCCAGUAGGCUGGUUCAGCUGCAGCAUCUCUGGGAGACCAAAGAUGCCAGAGAGGCGAGCGCCCUGACCUGGGGCAUGUCUGUGUACGCCUCUGCAGCAAGAAUUAUUACAACUCUAAUGACUACAAAUGAUUAUGCAGUUCUCAUCCGUUUCAUAGUCAUGCUCAUUCUCAAUAUUUGGGUCACAGCCACAAUCCUGCACUACAAGAAGAUUAAAAAGACUGAUUAGACGACACUCAUCAGCACACAUAUCAUUACCAUAAAAAAUAUCAUUAAGCCUAACGAAUUUAAGAACUCUUCAAAGACUGAGGAAGCUCUCUUUCUCUAGUAUUUACCCUUUAGCAUAGUUACAGUAUUUACAGUACUUACAGACUUACAGUAUAGCACAUUCAUGCUUGCUUUCUCUUAGAAAUAAUUCUGAUAAGAUACUUAAUUUAAGCAGCAUAUUUUUAUUGGUCAUUUCAGACAAGUUUCACUGAUAUCACAUUUUCUCUGGAUUUUUUUACUACAAGGUAUUUCAUAGUUAGAUGUAUAUAUAUUCUGGUAUCACUUCAGUACUUUCUGGUUACAUAUAAGCAAUUUUCUUCAAUUAUACAUGAUCAAUUUUGCACCAACAUACUGACUUGUCCUGCUGCAAAACUGUAAAACCACAACAGAAGUUUGUCUUCUUCUUGCAAGCAACUCAGUUCAACAUUAACUGUCUGUAUUUUAGGAUGAAGAAAAUCUGAGUCAAGGCCCAAUCCAGAAUAAGGUUCUAAUUACUAAAUCACAAAUCCAGUUGGAUUGUAGCACUUACAUGCAACACUUAAAUAGUACAAUUUAUACAGCUGAUACAGGAUACCCAUAGUCACUUUCCUCAGCAUACCCAGUUUUUAAUUGGAUAAGAGAGCAAAAACUCAACUACAAAUUAUUUUUCAACCUGAGCUCUCAUUCACUGAACAUACUAUUUUGGGAACAGCAGGGACAGGAAUGUAUGGGAAUUAAUGAAACUGUGGCCAACAGUUAAAAAUACCGUUCAAGCAAAAGUUCCUGGAAUGAUAUCCAGAAUUCCCAAACACCAUCCAUACUGACAGUGACAUGUGCACCUUGAUGCAUCUCAGCAGACUGAUCUCCUGCAGUUGUCAGGUUUUGGUGAUACUGCUCUGUGGUUUGUGAAUUUUUGGCCUGUCAGUGCUAAGUGUGUUGAAGAACAUGGACUUCACAUAAACUUUUACUUCAGAAAUUCUAAUAAAUUUUGUAGUACUUAGAGUAAAAAAGGGGAAAGGAUAUUCUUGACAACUAUUAACAGAGGAUUUUGGUUUUGAAAGUACUGCCUUCACAACCAAAAGUUAUGUUAGUAAUCAUACAGCUUGCCUUCAUUUAGCAUUACAUUCCCCAAAAUUAAAAGAUACAACAUUUCAAGAGUUCUUACGGUAUUCUGUUGAUUGGCAUGUAAAAACCUAGGCACCCUUGAUCCCAACACCCUUGAAAACUAUGGGAAGACUGCAUUGACUCCAUUUGAGGCAGGUUUUCUUUGAAACAUUCUAAAUUGUGUGACUGCUGUGGAGCAAAGGGAUCUGCAAAAGCAGAUGUUUCUGCCAGUGAGCAUGCAGCAAUCGGAGCAUUCACCAUCAGAAAGCAGCUGCUUCGUACUCUAAAUUUUAGUGGGAAGGGCUGGGAAGAGAUGUGUCUGUGGGCAGUGAUUUCAUGUAUCCCACAUCACUGACAGCAAGUCAAAGAUGAGCUUUUCUUUACUGCUCCAAUAAAAAGUCAAAUCUUUCAAUGUUGGUUGAAAGAUUAAUUGUAAACAUUCUGAUUUUACUAAAUGUGUGUAAAGUAUCUGAAGUGGUCUAAAUGGUGGCAAGUGGCAUGUGAUAUAUUUUCCAGGUGAUACUAAUAAAUGCAAUUUUUCAAGAUUGAUAGUGUCAUUUUUACAGUUAAUUUUCAUUGCAUUUGAGUUUUUAUUGUUUAUUGUUCUCUCCAUACAUGGAGAGAAAAUGAAAUAUUCAUUACAGGUCAUAAAUGGGCAGCUUUCACCUUAACAUUUGAAGCAUCAGGCUGAAUACUGACCUGCCAAAUGCUAAAGAGCUCCAGCAUCUUAAAAUGAAAAAAACCACGGUUGCUUUUCAAUUAAAGCCUUUUCUUGAUAGAGAAAGAUUUGUAUGGAAUUCAAACCCUCUCUGUUAUUGACAUCUUUCACACUCCUGAGUGAUGCUGUAGCAAGAUGAAGCUGCUCCAUUUUUGGUUUGAGAAUCAGCACCUCAAGAUGGUUUUUUAUCAUAAAAUACUGAAAAUGCAUUUAAGAACAGUUCUUAAUAGGUUACUUAAUGCAUUUUGAAUAAAUCACCUUAGAAACCUGUGGGAAAAAAAGACUGAGGAAAACAAAUAAAGCUGGGUAAUUAAUGAACUUAAGGUAAAGUAAUUUUGUGGACUUGGAAAGCUGGACCAUGAGUUCUGAUUCAAGCUGCAAGAGAUAUGGAACAAAUCAGAAACUAGCAGUAAAUAGUUGUACACACUUUUUCCUCUCUCAGAGAGUAACUUCCAUAAACAGAGGCACAUUCAAAUUCCAGGCAAGCCCCACGAAAGCGCAGGCACUGUGUUUUCCAGUAAGUAAAGAAUAAUCUUCUCGGUGGCUGGAUUAAAGGCAACAGCUUUAGACAAACAUAGGCAGGAUAAAUCUUGUUAAACUUGUCAUUCACCAGUAUCAGGGUGGAAACAGGGAGGUCAUUGGCUGUGUAAUGCAGCAGCAGGGCAAAAGCAAGCAGGGAAAGCAUCUUGGAUUUACGGCAGAAGGUGUAAGCAAGUAAGCAGCUCUUGUCCACAGGGCUGGAAGUAAUCCAGCCCCAUUCACAGAUACUGUACAGGUGUGGAAUUACACACUCGGUGUCUAAUUGUACCAGUUCACAACAUGCUCACAAGGUAACACAACUUGUCCUGCCCUGGCUGACUAAGUAUGUGUCUUGCCGGGGCUUUCAAAAACUUUGAGUCUUCUUGUCUGUGAGAAGACAAGCUCUGAGUUCCAGUACAGUCCACUAAAUAACCCCAAGAACCUCCAGCAGUGGCUGUGACAAACUGUGACUGGAUUGGGCAGCAGGUAAGCUAGAAGCUCACUUCAGCUGUAUGAGAGAGAAAACAUUUACCAUGAGAUUUACUCUUGAAAGAAGGAGGAUGUGAGCCCAGAGACAGCAGGCUGCAGGUCUGGACAUAGAUGUGGACAGGGGAAGAGGUGUAUAGUUUAUUUGUUCUGGACUGUCCUCAGUGAACAAACACUGAACACAAAUGCAAACGCAUCCUCUCCCCUCCCUAUGGGCGUCCCUUAGCACUGGGCAUUCUGUGUGAAGCAGACACAGAUCUUUCCUUGUGCUGCUCCAAUCCACCAAGGGAUGGGAUUGCUUGGACUGCUCAGGAGCCCCUCUCCCUGCCGGAGCCCCAAGCCUCUGUCUGCCUUACGCUGUGAACGUGGCUGCUCCCCAGCCUGGCUCUGCUCAGCUGAUCUACUGAAACACAAGAGAAAGGAGUGGGCUGGGGAGGCAGGGACAGCCCCCAACCGCUGCGGGUUGAGAGCUGGAUUUUAGUGCAGUUUGACUCUGGAGACCAAAGUAAUUCAGAAUUAGCUGAAUGGCCCCAAUCUUAUAAAACACCUUUACUCACUUCUUUAAAUGUGGUAAAAUUACUCUUCCUCCACCAAACAAUCAUCCACUUAGUGACAUAUGUAAUAGGGGGAAAAUUAAAAAAGGAAAUAAUAGCUGAGUCCAGGCAAGGAACUAUUGUAAAUGAAAAACUCCACAGAUGUGGAGAUAACUGAUAUGAGGUAGUUUCCCAGCCAUGUAUUUUCCCUGAUGAUAAAUAAUAAUGACUUCCCUCCAAAUUCUCUUCAGGCUGGUUUUUCCUCUCUCUUCCAAGUUCUUCCAUACUUGAAAUUCAUAUUUAUGUAUGAAGCAGAACAUGAAAUGUCACUGUCAUCACCAAUAAUGGUCUAAGGAUAUCUCACUUUUGAAGGUGAGGAAACUGAAAAAAAUAUCUUAAAAUAGGAUGUUCUAAAGUUCUUGGUUUGUACUAAAUUAAACUUGCUGGAUUUUGAGCCAGGGUUCUCCAGGACACUUCGCAGUUCUCGGUGAUGACAACUGUUGAGGUCAAACAGGUGCCUGGGAGCCACAAUGAACAUUACUGUAAGAAUCUGACAGAUCAUCACUUGUGAUGGAUCCAAUUACAAGACCUUGCAAGCCUCACAGACCUGAGUCCUGAUGGACCUCAGGUGUUUCCUGUCUAGUGGCAAGACAGACACGCAGUCAUUUUCAAGUUAAAGGUGUCAGCUAUUCCAUUCUACAUUGGCAGUAGUUUGGGGCAGCCAUCUGUGUCUUGGAAAAAAAAUUCAAUCUUUGGGCUAGGAGUAAAGUAAGAGAUUUUUACAUCAUAGUUUUGAUGAAAUUUAAUUUGGGAUACUUGAAGAACAGUUUAAAUAAUUGUCACAAUUUUCUUCAUACCCUGUUUUAUUAUUUUAUCUUAGAACUUUCUUAAAUUGUCAGAAGCCUAAACAGGUACCUCUGUGCAUUAUGUGGUAUCACUGACUCACAGGGAGGGAGCUUUAAGAGGGCAGACACUUUAUCUGUCAGGUAUUCUGCAAAAUGAUGUAAAGAACAGAACCUCCAUCAGUCUAAAACAUGACAAGUUGGCUCAUGAUGGUUCUGAUUCAAACUGUGUAGUAACAAGGCUCCAUGCUGAAAAUCAAUUCUACUUACUACCUUAUUAUAAUUGCAAGUCAUCUGAGUAUAUGCCUGCUCUGGAAUGUACAAGAUUUCUGCUUUGGAAUGCGAAGGCUUUGGCCAGCAGUACCAAGACCCAUACUAUAUGAAAAUCAUAAAUGGAAUAACACACAUCCUGUGCCUCACUGGAGCCUCUGUCAGGUAAAUCUUAAUGAAGCACGAUUUGAGCUUCGAUAAAGCAUAUUUUAAAUAAUUACUGGAGAGAAGUUCUUUCACCUUUGAACAGCUGACUAUAUACAGAUCCUGUACAGUGGUCUUUCAAGAGUCUGACUUAUUUUGUGAGGGUUUUUUUCCCCCAUGAAAUGCACUGUCAGCACAACUUACAUUCUUCAUGGACUCUCUGAGCUCAUGGGCAUUUUCCUCUCUCAGCCAUGUUGGUUUUUUUAAUUUGCACAAAUGCCCACCUUCCAGCAAUACAACUCCCAUUGCUGUAGCUCAGAACAGAGCUGGCAGGGGAGCCUCUCCCCAUGGCUCCAGAUUGGACUAAAGGCUACGCAGAUCCUACUGAGUCUCAAGUGGCCCCCAGGACACAGGGAUUGUAAUAUGCUGGAAAACAUCACACAGACACAUGAGACCAUGGGAUCCAGCAAGCAGAUUCAAGUCUUGAAGCUGCAGCCAGACCUGUACCCAACUGCAAGGCCUGCUCCAAGAGCCUACCAGAAAAUGAACAGUUGAUGUCAGAGACAGGGCAAGGCGAGCCAGUAUGAAACAGAGCUCAGACCUCAGGUGGGGUAUGCAGCUCCUUCAGUCUUAAAAACAUAAAGGGAUUUAAUAUCUCAGGUAACUCUAAAACAAGUUUCUAUCAGUUCACUUGUUAAUAAAAAGUAGCACUUAUUGAAGGCAACUCAGUGCCCAAAGUCUCAGCAGUUGGUGAUGCAAAGGACAAGAGGACUGGCUGUGAUCUCACAAGCCUGGUGUGCAGUCGCUGGAUAGCCAUGCUUACCAAGUGGUGCAAGAGCAUCCUGGCCUAUUGCAAAAAGCACCCCAAACAGCAAUGACAAAUGACAAGAACUACAUGACAUGGGGCCCACAGGGACAGUAUGCAGAGAAGCAGGCACACAUCUCUGAACAAACACUGGAGGCCUUGACCUUAAAAUGAGGUGGUAAGACUGAAGGAUCCCAUGCAGUUGUCUUGGCUGUGGAAACAUUUCUGUGCAGCUCCU
Messenger RNA from Melozone crissalis (California towhee), 6309 nucleotides. RefSeq names its product solute carrier family 66 member 3 (gene SLC66A3). Bases 28 to 633 code for a protein of 201 amino acids. NCBI's taxonomy places the organism in Eukaryota, Metazoa, Chordata, Aves, Passeriformes, Passerellidae. The transcript is spliced from 7 exons. The record is from RefSeq and is a predicted model, not a curated record.